AUGCCCAUCGACAGACCCAACCAGAACAAUCCACGCCCACUGAAGCCCACGCUCGCUAGUAACCGCACCGCGAAGACACCAUUGACCCCUCGCCUGGCAGUCGCCUCCUCUGCCUCGUCCACGGUCAGCUCUCAGAGCACCCGCACCGUCCGCAGCACCAAUGCCGCCGCCCCGCGAGCCCCUGUUGCCACGCAGGACAGCGUCACGCCCGCCAAAGCAUUCUUGAACAGCAACAUCACCCCCCGCUCCUCGUCGAGAAAGUCACGGGUGGGCGUCGACAUCACUUCGCCCAACGACUCCCCAAAUGGCACACCAAGCAACUCUCGACCAACGUCGUCGAUAGAUACAUACAAAGACCAGGGUGCAGGCCAUCAGGGGCUUGUAGUUGGUGGAAACAGUGGAGCCCAACAUGUAGCCCGACCACGCAGUAUACCUGGGCAGCAUGUCCUCUCGACACCAAGUCCACGACUUGCAGGUAACGGUUACAACCACACAUCGUCCGAAGGCCUGGGUCGAGACACGUCGUCUUUAUUCUUCCACGCCAAUGACGCCAAACCGUCUGCCCCAGAGCCACAAGCGAACCAAAAGAAGACCCCCGUCUUCUUCUACGCAAAUGGCGAACAGGACGAAGCACCGCGGAAGCAGAGUGCCUUGUCUCCACCGCUAUCUUCGGUAGGAAGACCACAAUCUGAAAGCAAAUUCUUCCAUGCCGACUCCUUAGUUGAGGCCAAGGACCGUCCGCCCAUCCUUACUCCACCACCUAGGACAGCAUCACCAGAGCUUUUGCCACCGCACAAUGUUGCAUCUGGUCCUCGUGCGCCAUCGCCGACGAAAGAAUGGUCGCACCUCUCCUACCGCAAAGGGGCGUCCCAGAUCAUUCGACCUACUUUGGUCACACGUAGCUCGGGGCUAUCGAAUUUGACCGGUCCUGGUACCUCAGAUGUACCUGACAGAGCCCGACGGAGGUCCAGUGUUGCAUCGACUGUGAUAAGGCAAGGCCAUCACAAAAGUGCCAGCUUGUCUUCAAUCGAGGCUGUGACCGAGCUUAGAAAGCCCCCUCACGAACCGUCGAUCAUGACGCCCAGUCCACUGCACACCGAAAACCGCCAGUUCAGUAACGUCUCGAUCCCAGAAAGCUUGGCUUCUGCCCCCUCGCCUCUAGUGAACUCGUUCUCUGGGUUACCGUCUCCAACACCACUCAGUCCCAUAGGGCCUGAAGCUCAGAGUGUACUGGAGCACAUGAAUGAACUUGCGGCUCAUGCUAGACGAGAGAGAAAGGUACUUGAUCUCGAGAUCAGUAACUCCUCGCUACUGGCCAUAAACCGCUCACUAGAGAAAGAGGUCCGGAAGCAAAAGGCUGAGUUGAGACGCUUACGACGUAUGAGCCGUGCUGGUCUUCCCUCGCUCGAUGCAGUUGGCUCAGCCCUCGAAACAUUUUCUGCCACGGCUGGCCACACAGCAGACCUUUCCGACAUGUCUGAAGAGGAGGAAGAAGCUGAAGAGCCGGACGAAAGCAGUGAUUCCUCCCCAGAUGAGAGUACGGUUGAUGCUGUUGUGCAAUCAGAGCGUGAAGAGUCUCAACGGUUACGGGACGAGAAGCGCCUACAGCUGGAUCUUUCAAAACAUCAAGAGCUCCUCCUGGACAGUCAAAAGAUGAACCAAAGCCUCAAGAAGUGCCUUGGCUGGACGGAACAGCUGAUCAAGGAUGGGCAGAAAGCACUCGACUACAAGGUGCACGCCAGCGAUGUCAAUCUAGGUGGACGGGUAUUGAUCCACGAGGAUGACCAAGACGCCCCACCGCCUGGGGAGUCUAGAAGUCUUCUCAGUCCAUGGAGUCCUCUCCACACCACUAUGGACGCCUUGGACUCGCCCUUUUUCCCCCAUGUCGAUCGCCAUGUCGAUCGCGACAGCGGUGUAGACAUCGAUGUUCAUGUGGCGUCCGAGACAGACCCUGAUGGCGCACGUGCUCCCACCCCACCCAACGAAGGCAAGGACCCUGUCCCUGAGUUCCGCCCACGUGUGCCUGGCCGAUGGGAGUCGUACAACGCCACCCUAGCCCCGAGUAACGAGCAAGAUCAAGACAAGAGUCAAACCCUGCAGCCCAUUAUGGAUGUCGCCCCGCUCGGAUCGCCGUUUGAAGAGCGCAUCCGCCACCUUCACGCCUCGAUUGAUGCGCUCGAGGCAUCUUAG
Molecule: messenger RNA, 2190 nt
Organism: Plenodomus lingam JN3
Lineage: Eukaryota; Fungi; Ascomycota; Dothideomycetes; Pleosporales; Leptosphaeriaceae
Source: RefSeq, a predicted model, not a curated record